AUGAACGUCGGCGGUGGUGGCAUGGGCCGUCCUCAGGGCUCAGGCCUCGACGACGGCAACAGCCAAGUGGAACCUGUGACGUACAUUUGCGGCGAGUGCGGCUGUGACGUCAUGCUUCAGCCGAACGCGGCUGUUCGGUGCAGGAGCUGCGGCUCGCGAAUUCUCUACAAGAAAAGGUCGCGGAAAAUGAUGCAGUACGAAGCGCGAUGA
Messenger RNA from Toxoplasma gondii ME49, 210 nucleotides. It is a transcript of the gene POLR2K, whose product is annotated as DNA-directed RNA polymerase II RPABC4. The transcript is spliced from 3 exons. Gene Ontology annotation, molecular function: zinc ion binding; DNA binding; DNA-directed RNA polymerase activity. The record is from RefSeq and is a predicted model, not a curated record. Lineage: Eukaryota; Apicomplexa; Conoidasida; Eucoccidiorida; Sarcocystidae. Gene Ontology annotation, cellular component: RNA polymerase III complex; RNA polymerase I complex; RNA polymerase II, core complex. Gene Ontology annotation, biological process: DNA-templated transcription. The coding region runs from base 1 to 210 and encodes 69 amino acids.